AUGAGCUACACGUUGGACUCGCUGGGCAACCCGUCCGCUUACCGGCGGCUCACGGAGAGCCGCUCGAGCUACGGCCGCGUGAGCGGCUCCCCGUCCAGCGGCUUCCGCUCGCAGUCGUGGUCGCGGGGCUCCCCGAGCAGCGCGUCCUCGUCCUACAAGCGCAGCGGCGGCGGCGCGCUCGGCUCGCGCCUGCACUACGGCUCGGCGGCGGCCGUGAUGCUGAGCUCGGCCGAGAGCAGCCUCGACUUCAGCCAGGCUUCCUCGCUGCUCAACGGCGGCGGCGGCACGGUGGGCGACUACAAGCUGUCGCGUUCCAACGAGAAGGAGCAGCUGCAGGGCCUGAACGACCGCUUCGCCGGCUACAUCGAGAAGGUGCACUACCUGGAGCAGCAGAACAAGGAGAUCGAGGCGGAGAUCCAGGCGCUGCGCCAGAAGCAGGCGUCGCACGCGCAGCUGGGCGACGCGUACGAGCAGGAGCUGCGCGAGCUGCGCGCCGCGCUCGAGGCCGUGAACCACGAGAAGGCGCAGGUGCAGCUGGACUCGGACCACCUGGAGGAGGACAUCCACCGCCUCAAGGAGCGCUUCGACGAUGAGGCCCGGCUGCGCGACGACACCGAGGCGGCCAUCCGCGCGCUGCGCAAGGACAUCGAGGAGUCGUCGCUGGUCAAGGUGGAGCUGGAUAAGAAGGUGCAGUCGCUGCAGGACGAGGUGGCCUUCCUGAGGAGCAACCACGAGGAGGAGGUGGCCGACCUGCUGGCGCAGAUCCAGGCGUCGCACAUCACCGUGGAGCGCAAGGACUACCUGAAGACGGACAUCUCCACGGCGCUCAAGGAGAUCCGCUCCCAGCUCGAAUGCCACUCCGACCACAACAUGCACCAGGCCGAGGAGUGGUUCAAAUGCCGAUACGCCAAGCUCACCGAGGCCGCCGAGCAGAACAAGGAGGCCAUCCGCUCCGCCAAGGAAGAGAUCGCCGAGUACCGGCGACAGCUGCAGUCCAAGAGCAUCGAGCUGGAGUCCGUGCGCGGCACCAAGGAGUCCCUGGAGCGGCAGCUCAGCGACAUCGAGGAGCGACACAACCACGACCUCAACAGCUACCAGGACACCAUCCAGCAGUUGGAGAAUGAGCUUCGGGGAACCAAGUGGGAAAUGGCUCGUCAUUUGCGGGAGUACCAGGACCUCCUCAACGUCAAGAUGGCCCUGGACAUUGAGAUCGCAGCCUACAGAAAGCUCCUGGAGGGUGAAGAGACCAGAUUUAGCACAUUUUCUGGAAGCAUCACUGGGCCACUGUAUACACACCGACAGCCCUCAAUCACAAUAUCCAGUAAGAUUCAGAAAACCAAAGUCGAGGCCCCCAAACUCAAGGUCCAGCACAAAUUUGUGGAGGAGAUCAUAGAGGAAACCAAAGUGGAGGAUGAGAAGUCAGAAAUGGAAGAUGCCCUGACGGCCAUUGCAGAGGAGCUGGCGGCAUCUGCCAGAGAAGAGAAGGAAGAAGAAAAGGAGGAGGAGGAGGUAGCUGCCAGAAAGUCUCCCCUGAAAUCCCCUGAGGUGAAAGGAGAGGAAGAAGAGGGGAAGGAGGAAGAAGAGGGCCAGGAGGAGGAGGAAGAGGAAGACGAAGGUGCUAAGUCAGACCAAGCAGAAGAGGGAGGGUCUGAGAAGGAAGGCUCUAGUGAGAAAGAUGAAGGUGAGCAGGAAGAAGAAGGAGAAACUGAGGCAGAAGGUGAGGGAGAGGAAGGUGAAGUUAAGGAGGAAAAGAAGGCUGAAGUAAAGGGAGAAGAGGUGGCUGUCAAGGAGGAGGUGGUGGCAGAAGCCAAGGUGGGGAAGCCUGAGAAAGCCAAGUCCCCUGUGCCAAAAUCACCUGUGGAAGAGGUAAAGCCCAAACCAGAAGCCAGAGCAGGGAAAGGUGAGAAGGAAGAAGAGAAAGUCGAAGAGAAGAAAGAAGUAACCAAGGAAACCCUCAAAGAAGAGAAGGCAGAGAAGAAGGAGGAAAAGCCAAAAGACAUGCCAGACAAGAAGAAAGCUGAGUCCCCUGUGAAGUCGCCAGUGAAAUCCCCUGUGAAGUCGCCAGUGAAAUCCCCUGUGAAGUCCCCUGUGAAGUCGCCAGUGAAAUCCCCUGUGAAGUCCCCAGUGAAAUCCCCUGUGAAGUCGCCAGUGAAAUCCCCUGUGAAGUCCCCUGUGAAGUCGCCAGUGAAGGAAAAGGCUGUGGAAGAGGUGGUGACCAUCACCAAGUCAGUAAAGGUGAGCGUGGAGAAAGAUACCAAAGAUGAGGAGAAGCCUCCGCAGCAGAAGGAGAAGGUAGAGGAGGAGAAGGGAGGUGAGGAGGAAGGAACCCAGGAGUCCAGGAAGGAAGACAUAGCCAUCAAUGGGGAGGUGGAAGGGAAAGAGGAAGAGGAGCAGGAGACAAAGGAAAAGGGCAGUGGGAGAGAAGAGGAGAAAGGCGUGGUCACUAAUGGGUUAGAUGUCAGCCCGGCUGAUGAAAAGAAGGGGGAUGACAGAGGUGAGGAGAAAGUGAUGGUGACCAAAAAAAUAGAAAAAAUCACCAGCGAGGGGGAUGAUGGUGCUACCAAGUACAUCACUAAAUCUGUAACCGUCACUCAAAAGGUCGAAGAGCAUGAAGAGACCUUUGAGGAGAAGUUAGUGUCCACUAAAAAGGUAGAAAAAGUCACUUCACACGCCAUAGUAAAGGAAGUCACUCAGAGUGACUAAACGAUUUGAGUCCCUUGCAAAAGGUUAAGCCAUAUGACAGUUGCAAAAUGCAUGUGAUUGACAGCUUCAAAGCAGAAUGGGUUCUCCCGUGGGGGCUCCAGACAUUGUGUUUUCCUUUGUGCAAUAUGAGGGAACUGCAUGCAAGCUCAGGGUGCUCCCUCCUCAGUCUUUGGGGGAUUCAAAUGCAUGAUCAAGUUUGUACCUGGGAAAUUUGCCAAUUUCCUAAGCUGUCUGAAGGGGGGCG
Molecule: messenger RNA, 2947 nt
Organism: Jaculus jaculus (lesser Egyptian jerboa)
Lineage: Eukaryota; Metazoa; Chordata; Mammalia; Rodentia; Dipodidae
Gene: Nefm
Product: neurofilament medium chain
Exons: 3
Coding region: 1-2703 (900 amino acids)
Biological process (GO): neurofilament bundle assembly
Cellular component (GO): cytoplasm; intermediate filament; postsynaptic intermediate filament cytoskeleton
Molecular function (GO): structural constituent of cytoskeleton
Source: RefSeq, a predicted model, not a curated record